Messenger RNA from Rhododendron vialii, 1957 nucleotides. RefSeq names its product glycoprotein 3-alpha-L-fucosyltransferase A. The record is from RefSeq and is a predicted model, not a curated record. Gene Ontology annotation, molecular function: fucosyltransferase activity. The transcript has 7 exons. Gene Ontology annotation, cellular component: membrane. NCBI's taxonomy places the organism in Eukaryota, Viridiplantae, Streptophyta, Magnoliopsida, Ericales, Ericaceae. The coding region runs from base 214 to 1770 and encodes 518 amino acids.
AGAUACGUCUUCUAAUUGUCUACCAAGUACCAACCAUCACUCAAGCAUACGGGCGGACUUCUCCAAAUGAGAUUGACCUGAACCAAAACACCGGAGCCAGAAACCCAAAACCCUAGAUGAAAGCCCACAUGAAAAUUUUCCUACCCAGGUAGUUUUCUUCCCCAAUUUCCCAAGAAAAAGCCAAACAGGGAACAGAAAGCUGAAAAAUCGUUGAUGGGUAUGGUCCCAAAUCAGAGGGUCACGAGACUGGGUCAGACCCACGACGAAAUACCCGUGUCCAAUUCCAAUGGAGCUUCUUCUUCAACCGCUACUGCGAAAAAAAGAUGGUACAAUUUGAUGCCACUGUUGGUAGUCCUGGUCGUUGUAGCAGAGAUAGGGUUUUUAGGCCGGCUCGACAUGGCCAAGAACGCUGCGAUGUUGGCUGACUCGUUCUACCAGUUCACGACGUCGUUUUCGUCGGCGGGGGAUUCGGGGACGGAGGAGGAGUUCGGGUCAGGCUUGGUGGGUAUUGAUCGGGGCGCCGAGGCUGGUGGGUGCGAGGAGUGGUUGUUGAGAGAAGACUCUGUGGUGUAUUCUAGGGAUUUUGAGAAGGAACCAGUCUUGGUUAAUGGUGGUGAUCAGGAGUGGAAGUCUUGUGCUGUGGGGUGUAAAUUUCAGUUUAAUGCCAAUCAGAAGCCUGAUGCUACUUUUGGGGUAGCUCAACAACCUGGGACAGCCAAUGUGCUUCGAUCAAUGGAAUCAUCUCACUACUACUCUGAGAAUAACAUUGAUCUUGCAAGACGGAGGGGAUAUAACAUUGUAAUGACAACUAGUCUCUCAUCAGAUGUCCCUGUUGGUUACUUCUCUUGGGCUGAGUAUGAUAUUAUGGCCCCACCUCAAGCAAAGACAGAGAAAGCUCUGGCAGCAGCUUUCAUUUCCAAUUGUGGUGCUCGCAACUUUCGUUUACAAGCUCUUGAAGCACUUGAAAAAGCAAAGGUCUCUAUAGAUUCUUAUGGCAGUUGUCAUCGUAAUCAUGAUGGAAGAGUGGACAAAGUGACAACUCUGAAGCGCUACAAAUUUAGCUUGGCCUUUGAGAAUUCGAACGAGGAGGACUAUGUAACUGAAAAGUUCUUCCAGUCUCUUGUUGCUGGUUGUGUUCCUGUGGUUGUUGGUGCACCAAAUAUUCUAGAUUUUGCUCCUUCUCCGGAUUCAAUCCUACAUAUUAGGGAGCUGAAAGAUGCUGAAUCUGUUGCCAACACCAUGAAAUCCCUUGCUGAAAAUUCUGAUGCAUACAAUCAAUCAUUAAGGUGGAAGUUUGAGGGGCCAUCUGAUUCUUUCAAAGCACUUGUUGAUAUGGCAGCAGUCCACUCAUCAUGCCGCCUAUGCAUUUACCUGGCAACAACGAUCCAUGAGAAAGAAGAACAGACCCCAGCUUUUCUGAAACGUCCAUGCAAGUGUACCAGAGGCUUAGAAACGGUCUACCAUGUAUAUGUAAGGGAAAGGGGCAGAUUUGAGAUGGAGUCCAUCUUCUUGAGGUUGUCAAAUUUGACUCUAGAGGCCUUGGAAUCUGCUGUGCUCUCGAAAUUCAAGGCUUUGAAACACGUACCCAUCUGGAAACCGGAACGACCGGAAAGCAUAAGAGGCGGGAACGAGCUCAAAAUCUACAGAGUAUAUCCUGUUGGCAAGACACAGAGGGAAGCUUUGUAUACCUUCAGAUUUGAAGGGGAUGCUGAAUUCAGAAGUCACAUUGAAAGGAACCCUUGUGCAAAAUUCGAAGUCAUUUUUGUGUAGAUUAUUGUUAAGGCCUUUUGCAUUUUUAAUUUGACAUUUUCCCCCUUAUUUUUGCAAAUGGGACCUUAUUUUGCAGAUUUGCAUGUCUUUUUUAUUCAUCCUAUAAUUUCACACUAGAAUUUGGGGAGAGAUGCGGCUUAUCAGUCUCAAUUAAAGUUUUAGCUCCCAGUUACUUUUUAAGUCCAAA